Messenger RNA from Cyprinus carpio (common carp), 1849 nucleotides. RefSeq lists its product as uncharacterized. The record is from RefSeq and is a predicted model, not a curated record. Lineage: Eukaryota; Metazoa; Chordata; Actinopteri; Cypriniformes; Cyprinidae.
GUGGCUUUUUUCAUUUCCAUUUUCGAUUCAAUUUCGAUUCAUGAACAAAUGACUCUUUUGAAUAGAAUCUUUUAUGGAAUCGUUUAAAGAGACUCAUGAGCGAAGGCAGUGGUUCUCAACUGCAGAAUGUGCAGUAUUGGGGGUCAUCCAGGAACGUGGUUGAGAACCACUGAUUGGUUUGAAUCAUCUUAACCAAUCUUUCACAAGUUAUUGUUACAUUCUGGAUUAACCUGGUUGUUUCUUCGAGUAGACAUGUUGGUGUUGUAGCCGAUAUAAAGACGUCACAACAGGCAUGAGGUUUCUGUAGUAUUACACCGACCUGAAUAGAUACAAAUGCAUUGAAACGCUGUUCAUCUAUCGUGCUUAUGUGGAGCCGGAGUUGUUUUUGAGGGCAGUAAACUGGGGCCUGAACUCAGUGCAUGUGGUUAGUUCUGCUGGGUAUGUAGGUGGGGUGAUUUUUUUAUUUUCUCACAUCCGCAGAAGAACUUAAUGAGAUUGCAAAACUGACUUAAGAGCCAGACUGAAAGUGCAACUUAAGUAAUCCAAUAACAACUCAGGAUGAUUUUCACUCUUCUGUUUACGCUUAUCUUCUUCGUCCUUUCAGGUGUGUUUGGUGCUGAUAAUCGUAAUGAAAUAAAAUCUAUAUCAGUGAUGAAGGGAGAUUCUGUCACUUUACACACCGAUGUUACUGAAGUACAGAGAGAUGAUCUGAUACUGUGGACGUUUGGAUCCCAAGACAAUCUGAUCGCUGAAAUCCACAAGCAGUUCAUGUAUUUAUUUGACAGUAAAGAGAGUUUCAGAAACAGCUUACAGAUGGAACAAAAGACUGGAUCUCUGACCGUUGCAAACAUGCGACCUGAACACUCAGGACUUUAUCAACUAACCGCCAUCAUCCGCGGGAGAACCUCGUACAAGACAUUCAACGUUACAGUCAGUGAUAAUUUGGAAAUCAGUGUCACUCGUCUGCCGGUUCCCGUCAUCAGCAGUAACCCUUCACAGUGUUCAUCAUCAUCAUCAUCAUUAUCACAGCAGAAUUGUUCAUUGGUGUGUUCAGUGUUGAAUGUUAGUCAUGUGACUCUCUCCUGGUACAAAGGAAACAGUUUAUUGUCCAGCAUCAGUGUGUCUGAUCUCAGCAUCAGUCUCUCUCUACCUCUAGAGGUGGAAUAUCAGGAUAAAAACAGCUACAGCUGUGUGCUCAACAAUCCCAUCAGCAACCAGACUCAACAUCUGGACAUCAGUCGACUCUGUUAUACAUGUGCAGACUCGGUGCACUGCUGUGGUUCUACUGAAGCUGCGAUCCGAUUGGUCGUCUCUGCUCUGGUGGGCGUGGCUACUGUCGCUGCAGUGGUUUAUGAUAUCAGAUCUGAAUGAGUUAGAAUGUCCUAAGCCCUUGAUCACUUGAAAUCUGCUAUGGAGUUUAUUUAAUAUUUACAUGUUUCCCUUACAAAUUACUUUGAUGGCAGGGGUGAAUUAAACUUUAUCUGUGGUAUGUGUUUGUGGUACGGAGCUGAAUGAAGUGUCGAGGGUCUCCCCCGAAGGGAAGCACUUGUGAGUGUGUAUAAAAGCGGAGUAGAACGCAGCCCGGGAGGUUUCUAAUCUAACCUCAGAUCAGAAGAUCAGUGAUUUCAAAUCACUGUCAAAUGCUAUGUGUGUGUCAUUGUGGCUGCUGAGUAAAAUCCCCUAAAUUAUGACCUAACGUAUUUUACUAAAGUGAUAGAUUAGCAGGUGAGACUGAACUGGUUGCUUUUCCUACAAACUGAACCCCUCAAAGGGCAAAUGUGUUGGAAUGAACUGUGUAAGUAAAACUUUUCUGCCCCCUUGUGGUCCAUAUCAAACAUCUAUUAGUCAU